CCCCCUGCCGCCGGCUCCCUCGGGCUGGCAGUGUGUUCGCGCCUGCGCUGGUCCUUGUCUCGGAGCAGCCAUGAUGGAAGGCCUGGACGAUGGCCCCGACUUCCUCUCGGAGGAAGACCGCGGACUUAAAGCAAUAAAUGUAGAUCUUCAAAGUGAUGCUGCGCUGCAAGUGGACAUUUCUGAUGCUCUUAGUGAGAGGGAUAAAGUAAAAUUCACUGUUCACACAAAAAGUUCAUUGCCAAAUUUUAAACAGAACGAGUUUUCUGUUGUUCGACAACAUGAAGAAUUUAUCUGGCUUCAUGAUUCCUUCGUUGAAAAUGAAGACUAUGCAGGAUAUAUUAUUCCACCAGCACCACCAAGACCUGAUUUUGAUGCUUCAAGGGAAAAACUACAGAAGCUUGGAGAAGGAGAAGGGUCAAUGACAAAGGAAGAAUUCACAAAGAUGAAACAGGAACUGGAAGCUGAAUAUUUGGCAAUAUUCAAGAAGACAGUUGCAAUGCAUGAAGUGUUCCUAUGUCGUGUGGCAGCACAUCCUAUUUUGAGAAAAGAUCUAAAUUUCCAUGUCUUCUUGGAAUAUAAUCAAGAUUUGAGUGUGCGAGGAAAAAAUAAAAAAGAGAAACUUGAAGAUUUCUUUAAAAACAUGGUUAAAUCAGCAGAUGGAGUAAUUGUUUCAGGAGUAAAGGAUGUAGAUGAUUUCUUUGAGCAUGAACGAACUUUCCUUUUAGAAUAUCAUAACCGAGUUAAGGAUGCGUCUGCUAAGUCUGAUAGGAUGACAAGAUCCCACAAAAGUGCUGCAGAUGAUUACAAUAGAAUUGGUUCUUCAUUAUAUGCUUUAGGAACUCAGGAUUCUACAGAUAUAUGCAAGUUUUUCCUCAAAGUUUCAGAACUGUUUGAUAAAACUAGA
This is a messenger RNA of Marmota monax (woodchuck), 904 nucleotides long. It is a transcript of the gene Snx6, whose product is annotated as sorting nexin 6. Gene Ontology annotation, molecular function: phosphatidylinositol binding; dynactin binding. Gene Ontology annotation, cellular component: endosome. Gene Ontology annotation, biological process: intracellular protein transport. Lineage: Eukaryota; Metazoa; Chordata; Mammalia; Rodentia; Sciuridae. The record is from RefSeq and is a predicted model, not a curated record.